Messenger RNA from Entamoeba invadens IP1, 795 nucleotides. RefSeq lists its product as hypothetical. The coding region runs from base 1 to 795 and encodes 264 amino acids. The transcript is spliced from 5 exons. The record is from RefSeq and is a predicted model, not a curated record. NCBI's taxonomy places the organism in Eukaryota, Evosea, Mastigamoebida, Endamoebidae.
AUGUUAUUUGAAAAUCUUAUUAAAUUUCAACAGAUUGAAUAUAAAAUUAUUAGAGGAUAUUAUUGGACUGGUAAUAAAUUUUUCAAGAAGCAAGGCAAUCUUGUACAAGAAGUAUUUAAAUUAAUUAUGAAUUCAUCAUAUGGUAAGACUAAUCAAAAACCUAUUAAAACUGAUCUUGUUUAUAAACAAAUAUCUGUUAAAAGUAAUAAAGGAGAUAUUCAAUAUGAUGCUGAAAGAUAUUUAAGAAAGAACUCAUUAUUAGUCAAAUCAUUUUAUGAUGUUGCUGAAAAUAUUAGAUGCUUUGAAUGUAAUAAAAGUUUUGAUGAUUUCUUUGUUCCAAAUCUCAUUGGUGUUCAAACUCUUACUAUGUCAAAACGUAUUAUGAAUGAAGUUAUGUGUUUAGCAGAAGAUCUAAAUAUUUCAAUUUAUUAUCAAGAUACUGAUAGUAAAAAGGCUUAUUGUGAUAAAUUAUCUAAUGAGAAGAAUGAAGUCGCUAAUCAUCUUAGAUCAAAAGAAUUAUAUAAGAAACUAUAUGAUGGAGAAUCAUUUAAUUUUAAUCUUUUACAACUUAGAGCAUCAUUCGAAUUUACUAAAGAUUUUAAAAAUAAAUCAAGAUCUCAAUUCUGUAGAAAUAUUAAAUUUAAUACUGAAUUAGAACAAGAAUUAACUAAAUUUUAUAAUACUUAUAAAGAUAAAAUAGAAUAUGCAUAUAAUAAUAGAGAUAAAUUAUAUGGUGUUCAUCCUAAUACUGACUCAAAACACAAUUUAAAAAAUUUUUUAUUCUGGUAUUUAUAA